AUGAAGAUCGAUGUUCACCACCACUUUUAUCCCUCUGCCAUGCGGGAGGCUAUCGAUGCAGCAGGCGGAGACCCCUCUGGCUGGUAUACCCCUCCUUGGACUCUCAAUCUCGACCAGGAAAUCAACCGGAUCCUGAACGUAUCAACCACCAUCCUCUCUGUCACUGCCCCUGGCCCGGUCAUCGCCAAAGAGCCAACCGCUGCCGCUCAACUGGCCCGAGAAUGCAACCUCUCCGCCGCGAAGAUUCGCGAUGCCUCUCCUUCGCAAUACGGCUUCUUUGCCUCGGUACCCUCACUCUUCGACACUGAGCUCGUGCUCGAAGAGAUCAGAUACGCACUAGAUAUCCUCCGCGCAGAUGGAGUGACUCUUUUCACCCGCUACGGCCAGGGCCCCAACUACCUCGGCCAUGAGGCAUUCGCACCAAUCUGGGCUGAACUCAGCCGUCGCCAGGCGGUGGUGUUCAUCCACCCCACCCAUCCCCAGGAUACAUCCUUAAUAAACCCCGCCAUGCCUCAACCGAUGUUCGAUUAUCCGCAUGAGACUGGCCGCACCGCCGUAGACCUCAUCACCUCGGGUCGACUGCGUCAAUAUCCUGGCUGUAAAGUGAUUCUCUCUCACGCCGGAGGUACCUUGCCAUAUCUCAUCCACCGUACGGCCACCAUGCUCCCUUGUAUGCCGCCGGACCGGAACAUCGGAAUCACUCGCGAGGAUAUUAUCGAACAGGCUCGCAACUUCUACUUUGAUACAGCGCUUUCCGCAAAUGAGGUCACCCUCAAGGCUUUGGCGUCAUUUGCUAAUCCCGGUCACCUCCUCUUUGGAAGUGACUUCCCAAAUGCGCCCUCCGAUGCUAUUGUCCGCUUUACCCGUUUUGUGGAGGAGGAGAUGAUAGAUGGAGCUACGGUGGAGGACCUGAAUGAGAAUGCAUUGAAUCUGCUUCCUCGACUGAGACUGAAGAAGGCGGAGGAGAUGAGGAGUGCCACAUUGGAGGCGCAUCUGUAG
Molecule: messenger RNA, 999 nt
Organism: Penicillium vulpinum
Lineage: Eukaryota; Fungi; Ascomycota; Eurotiomycetes; Eurotiales; Aspergillaceae
Product: amidohydrolase family protein
Exons: 2
Coding region: 1-999 (332 amino acids)
Biological process (GO): secondary metabolic process
Cellular component (GO): cytosol; cytoplasm
Molecular function (GO): carboxy-lyase activity; hydrolase activity
Source: RefSeq, a predicted model, not a curated record